GGAAGUCAAAGAAGCUCAGAACAACAGAAAAAGUGAAGAGCGUCAUUGUCGUGAGCGAAGCGAAGCGCGGAUCCUAAGGUUAUAUUAUAAAUUCGACAACAUUAAUAAUUCCCAAAGAUGGAUAAAAGUAAAGAAAAGGAAGAACAAAGUAUUAUGGAUAAAUCCAUGAGAUCUGUCUUCGUCGGUAAUAUACCUUACGAGGCGACCGAAGAAAAACUAAAAGAUAUUUUCAGUGAAGUAGGUCCUGUACUUUCAUUUAAAUUGGUAUUCGACCGUGAGACGGGCAAACCAAAAGGUUAUGGAUUCUGCGAAUAUAAAGACCAAGAGACAGCACUUAGUGCUAUGCGAAAUCUUAAUGGUUAUGAAAUUGGUGGGCGCUCUCUCAGAGUGGACAAUGCUUGUACCGAGAAGUCAAGAAUGGAGAUGCAAGCUUUAAUGCAAGGUCCUCAGAUAGAAAAUCCAUAUGGAGAGCCAGUGGAGCCUGAAAAAGCCCCAGAAGCUAUAAGCAAGGCUGUGGCUACAUUGCCCCCGGAACAAAUGUUUGAACUGAUGAAACAAAUGAAAUUGUGUAUUCAGAAUAAUCCAACCGAAGCUAGGAACAUGCUACUCCAAAAUCCUCAGCUUGCGUACGCACUGCUCCAGGCCCAGGUGAUCAUGAGGAUUGUGGGUCCUGCUACUGCUGUUAGCAUGCUGCACCCGUCCAACCCGGUGCCGCCGGUGCUGCAGCCGGGAGACAAGCCGCCGCCCAUGCCUUACAACCCCCCACCACCAGUUCAACAACCGCCGCCAUUGCUAAGCAAUCCUGUGCCUCCUCCACCAAGUCAAUAUAAUCCUGGUCGGUCGAUGGACACGGACCUGCGGAGCUCGCGCGCGACCGCGCCGGCGCCGGCGGCGCUGCUGGACCAGGACAUGCGCAGUCUGCCGCCGCCCGGCCCCGGACACCCAUCCAGGCCCGCGCCGCCCGACGCUCCUGUCCUUUCUACGGAUGUCCCUGACAUUGGUUUCCCCCGUGACCCCCGACUGGCCAGCGGCGCCCCGCCGCCCUUCAGCGCGGACCCGCGUGUGCGCCCCGACCCCAGGACCCUGCCCAAGAUGACGCCGCAACAAAUGCCGCCAGGAAUGCCCAGCAUGGCGCAGGCGAGGACGAUCCAAGGCAUACCGUCUGGUGCUUCUGAUCAGGAAAAGGCGGCGCUGAUAAUGCAGGUGCUGCAGCUGUCGGACGAGCAGAUCUCGCUGCUGCCGCCCGAGCAGCGCUCCAGCAUCCUCAUGCUCAAGGAGCAGAUCGCCAAGAGCACGCAGCAGCGCUAGUCUCCUUACUUGUACACUGGCACAGUGCGACGCAUGUCACCAGUCACGGUGCGCCAUUGUGACGCAACGACAACCACACUGCAAUGUGAUUGGUUCGCUGCGUUUCACUUCGAAUCGAAUCGAUAGUGAGAUGUGAAAUGCAAACCCAUACUUCACAUCAAAACAGUUUCCUGUGUCACAAAUUUCACGUGUAAACGUAAAGUUUUACAACGUGAAAUUAUUGACCAACGAAACUAUUUUGUUGUUAACUGUAAGGCUUGAUUUUCAUUAAACGACACUAGCGGCAGAAUUAGCGUCUGGAAACUAUUUUCGAGCCAUUAGUGUCGUUAUAAAACUUAGAUUUUAUUUAUCAGUCACUCUGCUUACAGAACAUUGAGGGAGAUUAAGAAUGAUUUAUUGCAAAACGAAUCAAAUGAAAGAGAUACCUCGCAAUAUAUGUACAUUGCAUCAGAAAGUUCUAAACAGUUGCAUAAGGUUUUUGUUACACUACUAGCAGAUAAAUUUAUGUUAUGUAAAAUGUUUGAGUUUGAUAAAUACAAUAAAUAAACAGUGACCUAUUUACCUAUCGCCUAUCGUGGGGUAUGUUUGCAUAAGGUGACAUCUAUCCAAACCUCUCUCGGUGUUGCUAAAAAACGUGACAAUAUAUUGCGUUAAGAAAAAUUAAUUGUAAUGCUAUAUUUGGAAAUAAAUAUGUCCAUAAAUA
Messenger RNA from Plodia interpunctella (Indianmeal moth), 2011 nucleotides. It is a transcript of the gene CstF64, whose product is annotated as Cleavage stimulation factor 64 kD subunit. The record is from RefSeq and is a predicted model, not a curated record. The transcript is spliced from 11 exons. Gene Ontology annotation, biological process: mRNA 3'-end processing. Lineage: Eukaryota; Metazoa; Arthropoda; Insecta; Lepidoptera; Pyralidae. Gene Ontology annotation, molecular function: mRNA binding. Gene Ontology annotation, cellular component: mRNA cleavage and polyadenylation specificity factor complex. Bases 118 to 1308 code for a protein of 396 amino acids.